This is a messenger RNA of Sinocyclocheilus rhinocerous, 1956 nucleotides long. Its product is annotated as smad nuclear-interacting protein 1-like. The record is from RefSeq and is a predicted model, not a curated record. Bases 133 to 1260 code for a protein of 375 amino acids. Gene Ontology annotation, molecular function: protein binding. NCBI's taxonomy places the organism in Eukaryota, Metazoa, Chordata, Actinopteri, Cypriniformes, Cyprinidae. The transcript is spliced from 4 exons.
UUCAGCGAACAAGCUUCGAACCGGAAGUGUUCAUGGAAGUUUCGUAAAUGCGGUUUAAAUCUGUUUUCAUGCUCCCCUUUGGUAUGAACGACUUUUACUUUUUACGAAGCUAAUAGGCAAGCUCAUUUCGUAAUGGACAACAGGAGACGACACAGAGAAUCUCCUGUCCGGGAUGUAAAGACAAAAAUUAAGCAAGAAAAAGUGAGUCCCACGCGGCCUCCGCGCCUUCGCCGAUCCAGUUCAGGCUCCGGCCGAGGCAGCAACAGCCCUCCACCGAGACGACGAGACAGCAGAUCACCUGACAGGAGAAAGGACAGGUCGCCAGCGAGGAGAGACCGUUCAUCGGGCAGACAGCAGGAGAGGUCACCUCGAGCUCGGAGGAGUAGAAGCCCACAGCGCAGCACUGACGUAAGGUUAAAGCGGGAGCAAGAUGAUCACAGAGGAUCCGAAAGUCAUAGGCAUCGUGAGAGAAGGGAUAAUUCAGAUGAUCGCAGGAUGAAAAGGGAGGGAGAGCGGCUAAGGCAAAGAGAGCGAGACAGAGAACAGGACAGGAAUAGGGGAAGAGAACGGGAUGCCCACCUACAACAGCAACAGCAGGCUGAGAGGGAGCGGCAUAAUGAACUGCGGCGGGAGAAUCGUCUCAGGCAAGAGGCUCAGAGUGGCAGUGGUGAUGAGGCACAUGAGUUCGGCAGUAAACAGGCUGAUGAUUCUGCACCUGCAGUGGAGAAGGAAAAGCCCAACUUUGAACUAUCAGGUGCCUUGGUGGAAGAUACCAAUACAUUCAGGGGGGAGGUGAUCAAGUAUAAUGAGCCUCCCGAGGCCCGAAUACCUAAACGAAGAUGGCGUUUAUAUCCCUUUAAGAAUGACGAGCCCCUUCCAGUCAUGUACAUCCACAGACAGAGUGCGUAUCUACUUGGAAGACAAAGGAAGAUUGCAGACAUUCCUAUCGACCACCCUUCUUGUUCCAAACAGCAUGCUGUUUUUCAGUACAGAUUAGUGGAGUUCACACGGGCUGAUGGCACUACGGGCAGGAGAGUGAAGCCAUAUAUCAUCGAUCUGGGUUCUGGAAAUGGAACCUACCUGAACAAUCAGCGUAUAGAACCUCAGCGCUACUACGAGCUCAAAGAGAAGGACGUGCUGAAGUUUGGCUUCAGCAGCAGAGAGUAUGUGCUCCUUCAUGAGUUCUCCGACACAACCGAGGUUGACGCAAAGAAGGAGGAAGAAGAGGAUGAGGGCCUGGAUGAGGGCCUGGAUGAGUAGUUCUCACCUCAGCGUUUACCAAAGUUACCUGUUUUGUGCUGGAAUCUUCGAAAGAAUUUCAUCUGUAAGAUCAGAACCAGCAUGAAUUUAUUAAUUCAGAAUUUCCUUUUGGACAAUGAAAGAAUCUUGCUUCAGCUUGCCCAGUUGUCUGUAUGACUAUUCUCAGGUGGAUAGCUUUUGUAUCCCAUCAAACUGUGUACAGUGUUGUCCUUCAAAGCAAGUGCUCAAUGCCAGAACUUAAUCUUCAAAAAGCAUAUAUUUUGGAUACUCUUGAAGUAGUGAAUAUAAUGUCCAGAUUUGGUUACUGUAAAUAUACUGGAUGUAUUUGAUGUGAGUGCUUGUGUUUUCGUUUGUAUUCUAUGUGAUUAGAUACAUACUGGGUCCUGGUUAGUUGAACCAGAUUUUUUGCAGCAGAUUAUCAUCCUCAUGGUUAUGAAGAAAAAUCUGAGACUCAUUUGAAUAUUGCAUAUUGAUAACGAUGGCGUCUUACUUUAGAUAUUUGCUGUUCUCUCACAGUACAUUCAUAUUUGAUUUUUAGAUGUUUUGUAUUGUAAAAUAAAGAUGGAUAAUAAUGAGUGUUGGCCUUUUGAUUGACAGCACACAUUGUAAGAGUAAAUGAGGAAAUCUGAAAGUGAUUUUCUAAUUCUAACUUUCUAAUUAUGUAUGCAGUGAAUAUAGUGUUAUAUAAUUAAAAUU